UCUCUCUCUCUCUCUCUCUCUAUUUGUUUGGCCCGAACUGCUGUAAUAGAACUUGGGAGCUGGUACUCACGUGAUGGGAAGUUCUAUUUUCCAUCAUUUUGCUUUUGUCCAAAUCAUAAGGGUGUAUGGUUUGUAAGAUAAUAAGACUAUUAUUAAUAAGAAUUUCUUCUGAAGUUUUGCCUAAGUAUUCAUGUUGAUAUGGGACCUGCUUUGGUGAAUAAAUGUAACCCAAAAUUCCAGGCCACAGUGUGUUCAAAACGGCGUAUCAGCUGGUACAAUCCCGGGGUUGAGAUAAGCAACAAAAAAAGGUGCCUCCGUUCUAACAGUUCCAAGUUGAAUUCUUCUAGUCAUCCACAACAAAAAUACGUAAGCAUCAGUAAAAUGGAUUCCAUUUCUUGUGAUGAAGACUACAUGAGAUUCCUGAAAUCUUUAAGAGCAAACAAUGGUUCAAAUUGCAUGGAAGACGAUACUGAUUUUGAAUAUAAACUGUUCUUGGACCAUCUGAGGGAAGAUGGCAAAUCAUAUGUUCUUGAAAUGAUAGAUUUAGAGUGUGAAGUGCCUAUAUUUGUUAAGUACGAAGGAGAUGAUGGGUCAUCUGAUGAGAUCAAGUUAGAAAGUCAGAGCUCAGGCAGUAUUGCAGGUAAAAGAAGAAGGCCCUGCACGGCUAAAAAGGGUCGGAAAUGUCAUAAAUCAGGUCCUGCACAUUGCAAGGGAAAUAGAGGGCUGAGACGAAAAUCUGGUAAAGUUGUCACGUGUUCAUACUCUCCUGACUGUGACUGUAAAACUGGAGAGCCUUUAGAGGAUGACAGCUAUCAGACAUUCCUAAACCAUGUUAGAUUGCAUGGUUACUCAAUGAUUUUGGAACUCGAGAAUGGUAUUUCAGUCAAAUAUGAAGAAGAAAAUGAAGAUUUGACUGCAUCAGAAGUAUCAACAACAAAGGAUGCUCUACAUCAGAGUGAGCUAGUGUCAACAUUGUAUUCAACUUCUCAGCAGCUUUCAGAUUCUUCUGUUUAUGAAGUUGAUGGAAGUUCCCUAGACCUACAGCCUCACUGCAAAUUGUCAUAUUUUAGGAAGAAACUUAUGGCUUUUCUGAACAUGCCAUAUGACCCAAAGGAGCAUGAAGAGCUGUUUAAAGAAGCGACUAGUUGUAAGGCGUUGUAUAGUCAGAGAGUCCUACGUACGUCGUGCAAAUCAUAUCCAACAAUGAAACAUGGCAUAUCAUAUCUUGAUCAUCACCCUGAUCUUGCAGAACAAAUCAAGGGUGCUGAUAGAUAUAGAGCUUUGACCCUCUUACGUGGCUUCUUCUUCUGGUUACAGAACUUGUGUCAUGAAGGAGCAUUUAGGCCUUGGGUAACACCUCCCUCAGAUCAUGCUAUAAUUCCGAUUGCCUGUCCUGAGACAAUGCCUCCAAUUGGAGCUGCAGGACCGGCGAGCUUGGAAAGUAAGUAGGGUUAUUCAUGAACAAAGAUAAAUCACAGUACCUCAUAAUGGUCGACGAGCUCCUGAAAGUAGGCAUAAACCUUGUUGCAAGUCUCUGGGGUCCAUACAAACUCAUUGGAAGGGUCGAGGAUAAGGGU
Messenger RNA from Magnolia sinica, 1577 nucleotides. RefSeq lists its product as uncharacterized. Bases 199 to 1449 code for a protein of 416 amino acids. The transcript is spliced from 5 exons. NCBI's taxonomy places the organism in Eukaryota, Viridiplantae, Streptophyta, Magnoliopsida, Magnoliales, Magnoliaceae. The record is from RefSeq and is a predicted model, not a curated record.